AUGGCCGUAUCAGGACGUAAACAAAGUGAUCUACUAGGAUCAGUAGCAGCAGGAUCAGCAGAAGAUUUUGAUCACUGUUGUGAGCCAUGCCUUACCACAGGUCAACGUAUAGAAGCUCACGGGUUUUGUGCCACUUGUCAAGAAUACCUCUGUAAAACUUGCCACGAUUGUCACAGAAAAGCAAAAGUCUUACGAAAUCAUCAAAUGCUGCAGCGUAAUGAUUUUGAUAAGAUCCAAACUACAAUGAAAUCAUGCAAUGAAUGCACUAAAAUGUGUCAAGUUCACAAAAAAGAAAUAAUAAAAUUCUAUUGUCCAUCACACCAUGCACUUGGAUGUAAUGACUGCAUAACUUUAGGACAUAGAACAUGUAGAGUUGAUAACAUACCUGAAAAAUGCGUAGGUAUCGCAGAUGGGAAGGAAUUAAAUGACGUCAUGCAGAAACUCAGCGAAAAACUAAAAGGAGCUGAAGAAAUUUCGAAGAAGGCUAAAGGCAGUAGAAGCAACAUAAAUGAUUACAAUAAAGAAAUCAUCAAGGCGAUCACUGAAUUCCGAAAAGAAAUAAACGACCGCCUAAAUAUGAUGCAAAAAGAUGCUUUAAAUAAUGCCGAGGAAAUAAAGUCCAACAACAAACAAAUUAUUCAGCAUGUCCUUGAUACAUGUGAAAAUAUGAUUUCCGGUAUAAAAUGCUUGCAAUCAAGUCUUCAUGCAAGCAAAUCAAAUCAUGAACACGGUCAAUUGUACAUUGACAUGAAGCGGGCAGAAUCUACACUUAAAUCAUAUGAAUUGAAUGACGCCGAACAAACAUUAAUGCAUACCAAUAUGCACUACUCAUUUCAACGAAAUUUUGAACUCGACACAUUUUUCUGUAAGAAAAUGGUCUUCGGUGAGAUUGUCAAUCAUUCUCGUCAUGAAUCGACAAAAGUUAUAAAAGCUGUUGAUUGUCUGAUUCGGAAAGGAGAUAUCAAUGUUAAAACGUCAUCAGAUGAGGAAUACUGUAAUAUUUCAGGAUGUGCAGUUCUUAACACAAAUAAACUAGUUCUAGCUGAUUACAACAACGGUAAGAUUAAAUUGAUAUUUAUAGAGAACAGACUUGUAAAAGAAGAGAAAACUCGAAAACUUCAAAGUUUUUGA
Ruditapes philippinarum (Manila clam) is the source of this 1131-nucleotide messenger RNA. Its product is annotated as transcription intermediary factor 1-alpha-like. The transcript has a single exon. Gene Ontology annotation, molecular function: zinc ion binding. The record is from RefSeq and is a predicted model, not a curated record. The coding region runs from base 1 to 1131 and encodes 376 amino acids. NCBI's taxonomy places the organism in Eukaryota, Metazoa, Mollusca, Bivalvia, Venerida, Veneridae.